Molecule: messenger RNA, 828 nt
Organism: Dicrocoelium dendriticum
Lineage: Eukaryota; Metazoa; Platyhelminthes; Trematoda; Plagiorchiida; Dicrocoeliidae
Source: the annotation of a GenBank genome assembly
AUGAGAGGUAAGCAACAGGACGAUCUGAACCAGUGGAAUCUCAUUUGCGAUCGCAUAGGUGCUAGGGUCAAGCCGACUAACAUCACGCGUGUGACGAGACAUCCAAACUCCGCUCACUAUGGUGAGCCCAGAAUUCUGCGGAUAACACUGGCAUCCACUGACGAUGUAGAGGCGGUGCUCUUAUCGGCAUAUCACCUCCGAGGUGAGCGCAGUAAGAUCCGCAUCUUUCCGGAUGUUCCAUGGAGCGAACGUCAGCGAGAAAAAAACAAUUUAGACGAUCGCAACACGGCCAGCUGGCGAAAAACCACUUUAGUUCAUGAUGUGCCCGAGCUACUAACAGCUAGGGACGAGGAGGCUCAUGCUCACGAUCUGGAAGAAUGGCGGUACAUCCGUGAAACUCUAUCUGCAGGCGACGUCAUCCUUCAGUCGAUUUCUAGACUGCCCGUUUCACCUCAUUACAAAAGUAAUGGUCCAAGUAUACUGAAACUUGUGGUUCAGUCCCAGCAGAUGGCGGCGAAAUUAAUGCGUAACUGGCAUAAAAUGCACAAUGCACUGCCAUCGGAACUACGAUUUAAGCUACCAUUUAUUGAAUCGAAGCCACCGGAGGAUGUGACAUCACCUGUGGCUCAAUGUGAUAAAAUAAACGGAGCCGAAGACACUGCAUCAAGAUUAUCAACCACUGAAACCGACGCUAUUGAAGAGCGUUCUGCGUGUGCAGGAACGACGUUAGGCGGGCUGCAGGCCCGUGCGAAAUGUUCAUCGAUAAACUGCGCAAAAACGAUCAGGUGCCGGCCUUUCAUCGGCCGGCUUAAAUCCAACUUCGUGUAA